AUGGGUAGCAACAAAGGAAGAACAAUACUGGAGGUUGGAGCUGAUGGAAUUGCUGUUAUUACUAUCGUUCAUCCACCUGUUAAUUCACUCUCUUUUGAUGUGUUGAACAGCCUCAAGGACAAUUGUGCAGAAGCUAUGCGAAGAGAUGACGUAAAAGCACUUGUAAUUACAGGCGCAGAAGGAAAGUUUUCUGGAGGUUUUGAUAUCUCAGCUUUUAGUGAAAUCCAAGACGGAAAGAUUGAGCCACCAAAGCCUGGUUAUAUAUCAAUUGAAAUUAUCUCUAACACGUUAGAAGGUGGAAAGAAACCUGCUGUUGCUGCUAUUGAGGGCAUUACCCUAGGCGGUGGUCUAGAGAUCGCCAUGGCAUGCAUUGCUCGUGUUUCUACCUCCACAGCACAGUUAGGCCUUCCAGAACUUCAGCUUGGAUUAAUUCCUGGAUCUGGAGGAACACAGAGACUUCCGCGCCUUGUUGGUCUUCCGAAAGCCCUUGAAAUGAUGCUGAUGUCGAAGCCAGUGAAGGGGCAAGAAGCUCAUUCCUUGGGCUUAGUUGAUGUCAUAGUUUCACCAAAUGAACUGGUAAACACUGCCCGUCUUUUGGCCCUUGAUAUUGUGGAGCGCAGAAGACCUUGGGUUCCUAGUCUUUACAGAACAGAUAAGAUAGAGCCAUUGGGAGAGGCCAAGGAAGUACUUACUUUUGUUAGAGCUCAGGCUCGGAAAAAAGCUCCCAACCUGAGACAUCCUCAAGUCUGCAUUGACGCUAUCGAAGAAGGCAUAGUUUCAGGCCCUGUUGCUGGGCUUUUGAAGGAGGCGGAGUCUUUUCAAACACUUCUACAUGAUGACACUUGCAAGGGUUUGGUCAACAUAUUCUUUGCUCAACGUGCAACCUCAAAAGUUCCUGGCAUCACUGAUAGGAGAUUGAUACCAAGAAAACUUAAAAAAGUUGCGAUUCUGGGCGGAGGACUCAUGGGUUCUGGAAUUGCAACAGCAUUGAUCCUUAGUAAUUAUCCUGUGAUCUUGAAAGAAGUAAACGAAAACUCUUUACAGUCCGGAACUGGAAGGGUGAAAGUGAAUUUGCGAAGUCGUGUCAAGAAAGGUAAAAUGACGCAGGAGAAAUUUGAGAAAACCUUGUCUCUUCUCAAGGGUUCUCUCGGCUAUGAAAGCUUCAAAGAUGUGGACAUGGUCAUCGAGGCAGUGACCGAAAAUAUCUCAUUGAAACAACAAAUUUUUGCUGAUCUUGAAAAACAUUGCCCACCUCAUUGCAUUCUUGCUAGUAAUACCUCCACAAUUGACUUGGAUCUGAUUGGGGAGAAGACACAGUCCCAGGAUCGUAUUGUUGGUGCUCAUUUUUUCAGUCCGGCUCACGUGAUGCCACUUUUGGAGAUAGUUCGUACCAAGAAGACAUCUCCUCAAGUACUUGUUGACUUACUGGAUAUUGGGAAAAAUAUUAAGAAAACCCCAAUCGUUGUUGGGAACUGUACCGGAUUUGCGGUUAAUAGGACGUUCUUCCCUUACACACAAGCAGCAAUCUUACUUGUUGAACAUGGUACAGACAUCUAUAAGAUUGACAGGGCAGUUUCCAAAUUCGGGAUGCCAAUGGGUCCAUUCAGGUUGAUUGAUUUGGUUGGUUUUGGGGUCGUAACGGCAUCUGCCACCCUCUUUGUUCUAAACUUUCCUGAGAGAUCAUACAAGUCUAUGUUGAUCCCAAUCAUGCUAGAGGACAGAAGAUCUGGGGAAACCACUCGCAAGGGUUUCUAUGUCUAUGACAAUAAACGCAAGGCAAGCCCUGAUCCUGAAACUGCUAAAUAUAUUGAGAAGGCAAGAAGCAUGUCCGGUGCAAAAGUUGAUCCCAAGUUAAUGAAGUUAUCAGACAAGGACAUAAUUGAGAUGAUAUUUUUCCCAGUCGUAAAUGAGGCCUGCCGUGUCCUUCAUGAAGGAAUUGCAGCUCAGGCAUCGACCCUUGACAUUGCAGCUGUUAUGGGGAUGGGAUUCCCACCAUACAGGGGAGGAAUCAUGUUCUGGGCUGACUCACUCGGAUCUAAAUACAUUUGUUCGAGGUUAGAGGAAUGGACCAAGAUGUUUGGAGAUUUCUUCAAGCCUUCUGCCUACUUGGAAGAACGAGCAGCCAAAGGAUCUAGACUGAGUGCACCAAUGGAUCAAGCCGUGUCCCGGCUAUAAGAAGUUUAAGCGAAUAUCUUCUUGGUAUCGCUGUAUUCUUUUUGUUG
Molecule: messenger RNA, 2222 nt
Organism: Papaver somniferum (opium poppy)
Lineage: Eukaryota; Viridiplantae; Streptophyta; Magnoliopsida; Ranunculales; Papaveraceae
Product: glyoxysomal fatty acid beta-oxidation multifunctional protein MFP-a-like
Exons: 18
Coding region: 1-2175 (724 amino acids)
Biological process (GO): fatty acid beta-oxidation
Cellular component (GO): peroxisome
Molecular function (GO): NAD+ binding; (3S)-3-hydroxyacyl-CoA dehydrogenase (NAD+) activity
Source: RefSeq, a predicted model, not a curated record